This is a messenger RNA of Amoebophrya sp. A25, 351 nucleotides long. The record is from the annotation of a GenBank genome assembly. NCBI's taxonomy places the organism in Eukaryota, Dinophyceae, Syndiniales, Amoebophryaceae.
CUUUGUUAUUACGUUACAGAAUACCCGGCUCCUUUUUUUUACUUAUGACGUGCUGGAUCCAGCUGGUUUCUCUUCUCAAGUCUUCAGGUGAUGCACGAGCCAGACGGGCAAUGGGUCCCCAUGAGUGGCCCCUGGUUGCUUGACGAGAUGGACAACACGCAGCGCGAGGCAAACUUCACCUGGAGGAACCAAGUGAGUGGGGCUGCCGAAGAGUGGCAGAUCAAGGCAACACGCGUGGAGAGGCCCGCAGGACGGAGCUCCCAGGCGCCCAGCUGCGAGUGGCCAGUAGCGGUGGCACAGAACGCGCAGUCGGCACGACCCGCGGCAGGUUCACGCGAUGGGCAGGCCUAG